This is a messenger RNA of Mobula hypostoma (lesser devil ray), 459 nucleotides long. Its product is annotated as histone H1.11R-like. Gene Ontology annotation, molecular function: structural constituent of chromatin; DNA binding. Gene Ontology annotation, biological process: nucleosome assembly. The record is from RefSeq and is a predicted model, not a curated record. Gene Ontology annotation, cellular component: nucleosome. NCBI's taxonomy places the organism in Eukaryota, Metazoa, Chordata, Chondrichthyes, Myliobatiformes, Myliobatidae.
AUGACCGAGACAGCACCCGCCGAAACGGCUCCUGCAGCCGCACCCGCCGCCGCAAAGAAGAGUCCCAAGAAGAAGGCGGCCGGCCGGAGCAAACCAGCCGGUCCCAAGCUGGGCGAACAAAUCGAUAAGAUUGUGGCGGAUUGUCGCGAUAGGAAGGGUAUGUCCGCUGUGGCCAUCAUGAAGGCUCUGACCAGCAGCGGUGUCGAUGUGGGGAAACGUCGCGCCCAGAUCAGGAUGUGCAUCAGGAAGAGAGUGGAAAGCGGCUCCUUGGUUCAGACCAAGGGCGCGGGUCUUUCGGGAUCCUUUAAAUCCGUCAUGAAAUCUCCCAGCAAGAAGUCUGGCGCCAAGAAACCAGCGGCUAAGAAAGCGGCAGCGAAGAAACUAGCGGCCGAAGCCAAAGAGCCCAAGAAACUCGCAGCCCCGAAGAAGGCGGCCAAGAGGACAGCAGUCAAAAAGUGA